CCUGCCACCCCCACGGGGACAGCGCCGGGACCCCCCUGGCGUGGCCCCCGUGUCCCCGGCCGUGUCCCCCGCGCUGUCCCCAGCCGUGUCCCCAUGUCCCUGGCGCUCAAGGCCCGGCAGCGGGCGAGGCGCAAGGGCGGCUCCCGGGAGCGGCUCUUCGGCUGCGACCUCCGCGAGCAUCUCCAGCGCUCGGGGCAGGACGUGCCGCAGGUGCUCCGGAGCUGCACGGAGUUCGUGGAGCAGCACGGGGUGGUCGAUGGCAUCUACCGCCUGUCUGGGGUGUCCUCCAACACCCAGCGGCUGCGGCAGGAGUUCGAGGCGCAGCGCAGCCCGGACCUGUCGCGGGACAUUUACCUGCAGGACGUUCACUGCGUCAGCUCCCUGUGCAAGGCCUACUGCCGCGAGCUGCCCAACCCCCUGCUCACCUACCAGCUCUACGACAAGUUCGCCGACGCCGUGGCCAUCCAGAUGGAGGAGGCGCGGCUGGUGAAGAUCAAGGAGGUGCUCAAGGAGCUGCCGGCGCCUCACUACAGGACGCUGGAGUUCCUGAUGCGGCACCUGCUGCGCAUGGCCGCGCACAGCGGGCGCACCAACAUGCACGCGCGGAACCUGGCCAUCGUCUGGGCCCCCAACCUGCUGCGCUCGAGGGACAUCGAGGCCUCGGGGUUCAACGGCACGGCGGCGUUCAUGGAGGUGCGCGUGCAGUCCAUCGUGGUGGAGUUCAUCCUCACCCACGUGGAGCAGCUCUUCGGGGACGCGCCGCUCCGAGGUGGGGACUGUCCCCGUCGCUCGCUGCUCCUGCCCGGGGGCGCCGCCCCCCUGCACGUCCCGGCCGCGCUGAGCCAGGGCGACGGCCCCCCCCAGAUGCGGCCCUACCACACCAUCAUCGAGCUCGGCGAGAACAGGAGCAAGGGCUCUCUCAAGGCCAAGAAGUGGAGAUCCAUCUUCAACCUGGGCCGCUCCGGGCACGAGGCCAAGCGGAAACCGGGGAAGGCGGAGGAGAAAGAGAAGUGUGGGAAGGUCACCCUGCGGCCGGCCAAGAGCAUGGACUCGCUCAGCUCCGGCCCCUCCGGACCGUCCGGCUCGGACGCCGCGCGGCUGCUGCCGAAGCUGUCGGUGAAGCUGCGGCCGCAGCGGCAGCACAGCUCGGACGCGGCCCCCGCGGCCCCGGAGCCGGCCCCGGAGCUGGACGAGAGCCUGGAGGAGCCGCUGGAAGCGGCGGCCGAGAGCAGCACCAAGUCGGAGCCCACCACCCCCAAAGCCCCCCGGGCGGGGCCGGGGGUCUGCGGCCGCUCCCGCGCCGAGAAAUGCGCGGGGCUCCACAUCUCGGGCCCCUUCUCGGUCACCGUCCCCUUCCACAUCACCUCCAACCUGUCCCGCCUCACCCGGGGGCUCCCGUGCCCCGCGCUGGAACGGGAACAGACCCCCGGCAGCCCCCCCGAGCCCGCCCGGGACCCCCGGCCCCGCUCCGAGGAUGCGGAGCAGACCCGGCUCUCCCUGGAGCUCCGCGACUCCUUCGCCUUCCUGGACGGCCCCGAGACGUGGCUGGAGGGCGGCGGGGACGCGGAGGCGGCGGCGCGGAGCCCCGGGACCGGGGAUGAGACCCCCGGGAUCGGGGAUGGGACCCUCGGGAUCGAGGAAUGGACCGCCGAGAUGGAGGAUGGGACCCUCGGGAUCCAGGAAUGGACCGCCGAGAUGGAGGAUGGGACCCUCGGGAUCCAGGAAUGGACCCUCAGGAUCGAGGAUGAGACCCCCGGGAUCGGGGACGGGUUCCCGGCCGUGGAGGAGGGCAUGGAGAGCGGGUUCAUGAACCCAGGUGAGCGCUGGGCGGAGCAGCCGGACAGUUACCUGUCCAUCGAGGAGUGCACGGAGCAGGACAUGUUCUUCCUGGCCCCCGGCGCCUCCGACCCCGACUCCGACCCCGACGAAAUCUUCCUGAGCGCCCACGACGAGCUCAGCCCGCUGGGGACCCCCGAGGGACCCCCGGGAGAGGGGACAGCCCUGGAGAUCCCGGAGAUCCCGGAGAUCCCAGGGACCCCAAAAGUCCUGGAGAUCCUGGAGAUCCCAGAGGCCCCAAAAAUCCCAAAAGUCCUGGAGGCCCUGGAGAUCCGUGAGAUCCCAGAGACCCAAGGGAUCCCAGAAAUCCCAAAUGUCCUGGAGAUCCCAGAGACCCCAAAAGUCCUGGAGACCCCAGAAAUCCCAAAGAUUCUGGCCCAAAAACCCCUGGAAAAGGACGGUCCAGGAGUGGGGGACCCCCGUGGGGAAGGGGGCGGAGGGGAGGGGGCUGCAGAGGGAGACCCCAGCCCCAGGAGGGGGGUGUGGGCGGCCUCACCACGGGGGCGGCCGGGGCCCUCCGGGCGCAUCCCCCGAGCCCCUGCGGUACCGAUGAGCCGGGCGGGGGUCCCUCACCCUGGGCAGCGCCCGGCCCUGUCCCCACGCCCCCAUCGCGACCCUCACCGAGCGCCGCCCUCUUCCAACAUGGCGCCGCCCUCACCCAAGAUGGCGGCGGGGCGGCGGAAGCGCCGCGCGCCUUCGCCGUCUAAGAUGGCGCCGCGCGCUGCGCCGCGCGCUAAGAUGGCGCCGGGCCGUGAGGGCGGCCCUGCCCGGCGCCAAGAUGGCGGCGCGGAACGGCGCGGCGCGGCGCCCCGGCCCAAGAUGGCGGCGCGAAGCCGGGCCGGGGCCGCGUGA
This is a messenger RNA of Pyrgilauda ruficollis (rufous-necked snowfinch), 2688 nucleotides long. It is a transcript of the gene ARHGAP30, whose product is annotated as Rho GTPase activating protein 30. Gene Ontology annotation, molecular function: GTPase activator activity. The transcript has 13 exons. The coding region runs from base 94 to 2688 and encodes 864 amino acids. NCBI's taxonomy places the organism in Eukaryota, Metazoa, Chordata, Aves, Passeriformes, Passeridae. The record is from RefSeq and is a predicted model, not a curated record. Gene Ontology annotation, biological process: small GTPase-mediated signal transduction.